Messenger RNA from Marmota flaviventris (yellow-bellied marmot), 1060 nucleotides. Its product is annotated as olfactory receptor 13C3. NCBI's taxonomy places the organism in Eukaryota, Metazoa, Chordata, Mammalia, Rodentia, Sciuridae. Gene Ontology annotation, biological process: G protein-coupled receptor signaling pathway. Gene Ontology annotation, cellular component: membrane. Gene Ontology annotation, molecular function: G protein-coupled receptor activity; olfactory receptor activity. The record is from RefSeq and is a predicted model, not a curated record.
GUUCAUGUACAUUGUAAUUUUGUUUCUUGGAAAUAUAUGUAUAUUAUGCUGGGCCAUAUUUGAUAUUCUGAAAAUGAGUGAAAAGGAUAAAAUUAACCUGACAUUUGUGUCAGAAUUUCUUCUUCUGGGUCUUUCUGGAUACCCAAAGACAGAACUCAUUUACUUUGCUCUGAUUCUAGUUAUGUACCUAGUGAUUCUCAGUGGCAAUGGUGUUCUAAUCACAGCAAGCAUCUUUGAUUCCCAUCUUCACACUCCUAUGUACUUCUUCCUGGGCAACCUCUCCUUCCUGGAUAUCUGCUACACAUCUUCUUCUGUACCCUCAACAUUGGUGAGCUUAAUAACAAAGAAAAGGAAUAUUUCCUUCUCUGGAUGUGCAGUACAGAUGUUCUUUGGAUUUGCAAUGGGAUCCACAGAAUGUUUACUUCUUGGUAUGAUGGCUUUUGAUCACUAUGUGGCCAUCUGUAACCCUCUGAGGUACCCCAUCAUCAUGAGCAAGGGGGUGUGUGCACUGAUGGCCUCUGUAUCAUGGCUGUUUGGUGGAAUCAAUUCGGCUGUGCAAACCUCUCUUGCCAUUCGACUGCCUUUCUGUGGGAAGAAUAUUAUCAAUCAUUUUACAUGUGAGAUCUUAGCUGUCCUCAAGCUGGCUUGUGCUGAUAUAUCUCUUAAUAUUAUUACCAUGUCAAUAUCAAAUAUGGCCUUCCUGGUUCUCCCACUGCUUGUCAUUUUCUUCUCCUACAUGUUUAUCCUCUACACCAUCUUGAGAAUGAACUCAGCCACAGGGAGACACAAGGCCUUUUCUACCUGCUCAGCUCAUCUGACUGUGGUGGUCAUAUUCUAUGGCACCAUCUUCUUUAUGUAUGCAAAACCUAAGUCCCAAGACCUGACUGGGGAAGAAAAAUUGCAAACUUCGGACAAACUCAUUUCUUUAUUUUAUGGGGUAGUGACCCCCAUGUUGAAUCCUAUCAUCUAUAGCUUGAGGAAUAAGGAUGUUAAAGCUGCUGUAAAACAUAUGCUAAACCAAAAACCUAUUCAAUAAGAACAUCAGAAAUCCAAGGUUUUU